Triplophysa rosa is the source of this 1688-nucleotide messenger RNA. RefSeq names its product leucine--tRNA ligase, cytoplasmic-like. The record is from RefSeq and is a predicted model, not a curated record. Gene Ontology annotation, biological process: leucyl-tRNA aminoacylation. Lineage: Eukaryota; Metazoa; Chordata; Actinopteri; Cypriniformes; Nemacheilidae. The coding region runs from base 269 to 880 and encodes 203 amino acids. Gene Ontology annotation, molecular function: leucine-tRNA ligase activity; ATP binding. The transcript is spliced from 6 exons.
AAUCGUAUCGUGAGAUCAGUAUCAUGAAUCGCAUCUCGAGCUGAGUGAAUCGUAACAUCCCUAUCGUCUUAAAUUUUUGCGUAUUUUGUUAAAUCUUGCAUUCCUUUAUCGACCACAGAAAGGAGACAACAAACAUCCAGCCAAGCCCACACACUGUAACAUCUAUAUAGCGAAGACCUACCCACCCUGGCAGCACAGCGCCCUCUCUCUGCUGGGCAAACAUUACAAGAGCAACAAUGGAGCUCUUCCUGACAAUAAAGUUAUCGCCAUGGAGCUGGGAGCCAUGCCAGAGCUGAAGAAGUACAUGAAGAGAGUGAUGCCCUUUGUAGCUAUGAUAAAGGAAAAUCUGGAGAAAAAUGGGCCGCGGGUACUUGAUCUAGAACUGGAGUUUGAUGAGCGUGCCGUCCUGCUUGAAAACAUUGUUUAUCUCACCAAUUCACUUGAGUUGGAUCAGAUAGACAUGGUGUUCGCCUCUGAAGCCGAUGACAAAGUAAAGGAGGACUGUUGCCCUGGGAAACCAUUCUGUGUCUUUCGAUCUGAGCCUGGAGUAUCCGUGUCAAUGUUGAACCCGCAGCCAGCCAGCGGUCUGUUCUCCACUAAGAUUGAGAUUCGACAUGGAGACAGCAAAGACUCGAUCAUCCGUAGACUUUCUCGAGUUAACCGAGGGAUCAAGGAUUUAUCCAAAGUGAAACUGAUGCGUUUUGAGGACCCUGUGCUCGGGCCCAGACGAAUCCCCAUUCUGGGGAAAGAAGAAGAGGGAAAACUUGCCAUCUCGGACAGUUCAGUCUUCCACAUCAGCCUGGAAAAAAGCACAGUUCAGAUGAGCGACAACGGCCUGAAAAUGGAUAUCGGAGACACUUUGGUCUAUCUGGUCCAGUGAGAUUUCAAUUGUUACUUUAUUUACAAGUAGAUUCUUUUCUCUUGUCUAGAAAACAUUUUUUGCAUCGGCUGAGAUGAAAGUUAAUCUAACACUAGCUGGUGUUUAGCCUCAAUGUGACUAGUUAAUUGCUGUCUGCGUUUGAAUCGGUGUCAUAUUCACUGUCAUUUUACAUAAUAAAAGCCUGGGGGGACUGUACAUUUAAAGUUCAUGCUCAUUCAAGCUAAUGGGAUUGGAAAUAUUCAUGCUAUUUUACAUUUUUUGAUUAACGGUUCUUACCGUUAUGCUCACAAAUUUACAUUUCCCAUGCAGAAUCUGCAAGAUGAUUUUUUUAAGUACGAGAGAUCAUUAAAAUUGCAUUUUGUUCAUCAUACGCAGUCAUUGAUGCUCGCUGUGAUAGCUACAGGAUAUUUAUACAGGAUCAUUUGUGUUCUUUUUCUGUAAACUAUAUGUAGAUUUCUGUCAUGCAAGUUCUUCAGAGUUAAAGCGUACAACAAAAACAAAGCUAUUUUUAUGAUCGCUGUUAUUUUAUAGAAGCAUGUAAACUGUAUGUAGUCCCUAUGGAUGCUUUGAAGGAUUUCUUACCGUUUAUACCUGCCUAUGGAUUUUCAUUUAUCAUAUUUACACCUGUUCUCUAUUUUACACCCAUAAAUCAUAGUAUUUCAACAGAGUUUCUGUAAAGAGAUCUGUUCCUCCAAACGUUGUGUCUGGGAUUCAAUUGUGUUGUCUGCACUUUUGUCGGCCCUCAGUCUGUCAAAUUUCAUGAAUUCUGAACACUUAAUAAAUAAUUGCUAAUAAAAUGUGCCUCUGG